Porites evermanni is the source of this 696-nucleotide messenger RNA. NCBI's taxonomy places the organism in Eukaryota, Metazoa, Cnidaria, Anthozoa, Scleractinia, Poritidae. The record is from the annotation of a GenBank genome assembly.
AUGUACAAAGGAAAAGAGAGAUCGAAGUCUUCGAAACUAGCAGUCGGAGCGAAGCAGUCAUUGUUUGUUCAAAGGACAAGGACCAAAGAACUAAGCAAAAGUUUGGGCGAUUUAUCUAACUUGAAAAGAGAAAUCUACGAAAAGUUGAAUGGAAAACUCACGAAGCCAAGCCCUCGUUCGCUUCGACCUCGAAGACUCGGCGAAACAAACGUUUCACUGGAAAUUGAUGAUAUAGGGACAUCCUUAGCAACUAGGGAUUGCUGCUGCGUUCUAAAGACAGAGAUCAAACGAGAACACCUAACGUUGGAGAGUACGCCUGCACCACCGCCUUCAAGAGACGAACAACGCUUACGAGACAUAGCGAGAGAAAACUCAAACUCAGCGAGUUUUAACACCAUGAGGCAAAAGACAUUAAAAGUUAAUGAUAUUGUACACACAGCGUCGAAACUUGAAGCAGAGUAUCUUAGGAGAGCGAAAUCACCUGCUUAUUCAAGGAACUUUACAAAGAGGACUCUAAAUGGAUAUCGUUGUGUUUGCGAAGGGAGCAGUUACACUGAAAGAGUAAAACCAAGUUGCAGAUUUAGGAAACAAGCGCUGAUUGUUAAAAUUCCCGGGCUGUCCGACAACUUAAACGAUUAUAAUUGUAAGGGAGGAUGGGACACGAGAUCAAAUUUUUCGUAUCGACAUAAAAACUAA